GAAAACUAUGAGAACUACGACGGUUUCGUCAUUUUGCACGGAACGGACACGAUGUGCUAUACGGCCAGUGCGCUGAGCUUUAUGUUCGAGAACUUGGGUAAAAGCGUGGUGGUGACCGGAUCGCAGAUCCCAAUCUGUGAAGUUCGCAGUGACGGCCGCGAGAACCUGAUCGGCUCCCUGAUUAUGGCUGGUAACUACGACAUACCAGAGGUGACCGUAUAUUUCAACAGCAAGCUCUACCGCGGGAACCGAACUUCAAAGAUCGACACGUCAUCGAUGAAUGCGUUUAAGAGCGCAAAUAUUCUCCCAUUGGCCACAAUGAAAAUUUCAAUAAACGUUAACUGGGAAACCAUAUUCAGAAGUCACGGCAUGGAUCGUUUCAGAUUCGAGCCAAACCUCAAUCCAAACAUUGGUCUUUUACGUAUUUUCCCAUCGAUCCCCUUGGAAUGCGUAAUUUGUUAUGGCAAUGUACAUUUUCAUUCAUACAGAGAAUCGGUUAACUCUUUUUUGAAGCCUCCGAUUCAGGGGGUCAUCCUGCAAACGUACGGAGCCGGAAACAUUCCUUCGCCGGUCGAAAAUGGAGUUAUUGUCGUCAACUGCACUCAGUGCUUCCGCGGCAGUGUGGACAAGCAGUACCAUACGGGCGAGGUAUUAUAUUCAGCAGGCGUGAUCAGCGGAGAAGAUAUGACAGUCGAGGCCAGCCUGGCAAAAUUGGCGUACGUUCUGGGAAAAACGGAACUAUCCCUGGAAGAAAAGAAACAGAUGAUAAGAAGGAAUUUACGCGGUGAAAUGACAAUGAACGUAGACGAACAGAUAAACCUAGAAAAUUACGAUAUUCUACAGCGGUUGAGUCAGUUUCUUCAUUUGUCCACCGCCAAUGAAAUGCGACGACUUAAAGAAAUAUUAUUUCCGCCUCUGCUUUGCCAAGCUGCAACCGAUGGCGACUUGGAUACAUUGAAAAGUCUGAAACAGCACGUAAGUUUUUCUUGUAACUUGACGAAUGAACGAUAUAAAAUGAAGCUAAUUAAAAAAAGUUUAUAAUU
Soboliphyme baturini is the source of this 1043-nucleotide messenger RNA. Lineage: Eukaryota; Metazoa; Nematoda; Enoplea; Dioctophymatida; Soboliphymatidae. The record is from the annotation of a GenBank genome assembly.